This is a messenger RNA of Sabethes cyaneus, 1278 nucleotides long. Its product is annotated as serine protease persephone-like. Lineage: Eukaryota; Metazoa; Arthropoda; Insecta; Diptera; Culicidae. Gene Ontology annotation, molecular function: serine-type endopeptidase activity. The transcript is spliced from 2 exons. Bases 129 to 1214 code for a protein of 361 amino acids. Gene Ontology annotation, biological process: proteolysis. The record is from RefSeq and is a predicted model, not a curated record.
GUCGUGUCGUGAGCGUCGUGACCUUCCUGAUUUUAAUUCGAGCGUUUGGCGAUUAUAGGAUGGGUUUUGAUUGACCCUGCCGCUCUGAACGAAACUAACUUUUUUAGCUUUAACUCUACGAUUCGACAAUGCUAACGCUUCUAAGGUUCCAACUGAUCUGGUGUGGGUUGAUAAUUGCUGUUAAAUUAGAUCGUUUCGAGGGUGACAGCUGUAAUCUGGCGAAUGGCGUAAGCGUCGGAGUUUGUCGACUCGCCGGUGAAUGCAGCCAGUUGAAAAGUGUCCCGAAAAAGGAUUGGAUAACAUGUUCCUUCAUCGUUAACGAUCCGGUUGUGUGCUGCCCUGAAAGGGCGGAUUCAAAACUUACUCUAUCAGCAGCACCCCAAUCGAGGAUUUCUUCGAAAAGUGAACUCAAAUGUGCCACUUUCCCGGAAACACCACAAGCCGCGGACCACAUCACCGGAAGUGGCAGUACAGAAGCGAUGGCGGAUGAUUUUCCUCAUAUAGCUGCUUUGGGCUAUUCAGUGCAAACCAAUCGAGAAUCACUGUUUCGCUGUGGCGCAAGUUUGAUAUCGCAUCAGUACCUGUUGUCGGCUGCCCAUUGUCUCUAUCCGGAACAACCUAUCUUCGCCCGUCUCGGUGUAUCGAACUUAUUUAAUUACAGUUCGAACGACCCACCGGUGGACGUAGGCAUCGAAAGUGUGUUCAUUCAUCCCAACUAUUCAUCUAAACCAUUGAUGAAUGACAUCGCUUUGCUGAAGCUAAACCGGACCAUAACGGAACCGUUUCUGAUCCCCGCCUGUUUGUUCGCCAACCUGACGGAUCCGGCGCCGAAUGUCAAUCUGUCGAUCGCCGGCUGGGGCAGUACGGAUCCGAACGACUUCGAGAUGUCUUCGGUGUUGCGGAAAGCAAACGUAACCACGCUGGACCGAGCGGUGUGCAACGGCACUCUGUCGCGGGAUAAAUCCCGACGCAGUACGGGCCAACUGCAGACCACCCAACUGUGCGCUCUGGGGAGAAAUGAAGACAACGAAACGACGGGAGAUACCUGCGUUGGUGAUUCGGGCGGACCGUUGGAACUGGCGCACGCCCGGCGACGUUACAUCGUGGGUGUAACGUCCAACGGGAAACUGUGCGGCUCAAGCUGGCCCGGUGUCUACAGCCGGGUGGCGUACUAUUUGGACUGGAUCGAGUCGGUCGUCUGGCAGGACGGCUGAGCACCCCGGUCCCAGUCAGUGGCAAGUGAAAUAGUUCAGCAAUCGAAGUGAUAGUCGCUCCUUA